AUGGCGGCCUCCCAGCUGGACUGCCUGGAGGACGCCCCCGCGGGGACCCCAGUGACUGAAUCCAGCCCCGAAUUCUUCUACUCGGAGGGGCAGCGGCUGGCUGUGGAGGCUCUGCUGGCCGGAGGGCAGUCGGCCUACGUGCAGCGCCUGGCGCAGGACAGGCUGCGCCCCUUCCUGUCCGACGACGAGCUCCGGCACCUGGCCGAGGCAGCCCGGGACGUCCCAGAGCCAGCAGGGGAGUGCGACGGGGACGCCGACGAGCUCAGCCUCAGCUACUGGCCCGGGUGCUCGGAUGAGCCCAUCCCCGAACUGGAGCUGGGCUGGCCCCUGGACGGGAACUGGAAGGGCAUCACCCGUGCGGAGGUCUACACGCACCCGCCGGGGGACGGGGCCCCCAAGGUCAAGGAGCUGGUGCGCAGGAAAAUUCAGGAGGCUGCCAAGGUGGUUGCCAUCGUGAUGGACGUCUUCACGGACCCCGACAUCCUGCUGGACCUGCACGAGGCCGGCAUGCAGCGCGGGGUCCCCGUCUACCUGAUCCUGGGGGAGCAGCACCUGGCCGCCUUCCUCAGCAUGGCAGAGGGCGCCUGCCUCAACGUGCGCUACAUGGAGAACCUGCGGGUCCGGGUCAUUGCGGGCUGCACCUUCUGGAGCCGACAGCGCAAACAGGUCACUGGGACCCUGAAGGAGAAAUUCCUGCUGAUCGACGGGGACACGGUGAUAACGGGGAGCUACAGCUUCACGUGGAGCGACGCCCGCCUGAGCCGCCAGCUGGUGACGCUGCUGACGGGCGAGAUCGCCGGGGCCUUCGACCGCGAGUUCCGGACCCUCUACGCCGCCUCCCGCCCGCUGGCGCCCGCCCGGGCCCCCCUGCCCAGCCCCCCGGCCCCGCCCCGCGACGGCCGCCCCAACGGCCAGCCCGCCCCCUACCGCAGCGAGCUGGCCGGGCUGCAGCUGUCCAAGGGCGCCCACCGGGUGGCCGAGCGCCGCUCCGUGGCCCCCCAGCCCGUGGCCAAGAGCCGGGCCGGGGAGUGGGAGCUGGUGCGGGUCGUGCGGGCCACGGUGGGCGACGAGCUGCCCGCCCUGCCCCGGCGCCUGGGCCCCGAGGGCCACAGCGCCCUGAGCGACGUGGACCGGGGCGGCCGGCCGGGCCGGCUGGCGGGCGCCGCGGGGCAGAGACCCAGCAAGUCCCUCUGGGACCUGAGCCGCCUCUCGCAGCUGUCCGGCUCCAGCGACGGCCCCGAGUCGGGGGACGAGGCGAAGGGCAAGCACAAGUGGGGCCUGCAGGACACGCCAGCCCGGGCGCUGAUGAGGCGGAGGGGUGCGCCCCCGGCCAGCGAGGAGCCCCGCCAGCCCCCCAUCUUCCUGUCGCCUGCCUACAUGCCCCCGCCGCAGGGCUACCGGGCCUUGGGCCGGCUGCAGGGGCAGCUCUACCACGGGCCCACGGCCCUGCCCCGUGUCUGGGGGGCCCCCCACGGCUACAGCCGGGACCGUCGCUAUUGA
This is a messenger RNA of Mauremys mutica (yellowpond turtle), 1500 nucleotides long. RefSeq names its product protein FAM83E-like. Lineage: Eukaryota; Metazoa; Chordata; Testudines; Geoemydidae. The record is from RefSeq and is a predicted model, not a curated record. Bases 1 to 1500 code for a protein of 499 amino acids. The transcript is spliced from 5 exons.